Ectocarpus sp. CCAP 1310/34 is the source of this 1292-nucleotide messenger RNA. The record is from the annotation of a GenBank genome assembly. NCBI's taxonomy places the organism in Eukaryota, Phaeophyceae, Ectocarpales, Ectocarpaceae.
ACAGCUUGACAGGUCACCGUAACCAACAGCUUCGCUCGCUCUCGAUUGCUGUGUGGCUGCGAUGCAUCUCUACCUCUGGGCUUCCCUCGCGGGUUCCUGUCUUCUUCACCCGGGGCUGUCCCUCCUUGGCGGUGGAGAUGGUGGGUGCAGCGGAGAGAACGGGGUGGGCAUCGACAGCCGCAGGCGAUCAGCAACAGCAACAGCAACAGCAAGCACCGCCGUCAUGGCCUUCGCUCCCGCACCACAACCACCACGACUCCUGGCACGAAGCCAAAGAAGCGGCAGGCUUUACUCUCCCGGUACGACGGAGAUGACGUUGACGGGACUGGUAGCGACGAGACAGCAGCAGUGUAGCCGCAGCAGCAGCAACAACAACAUGCAACAGCAGCGACGGCGACGGCAGCCCGCUUCUGCGGCAGCGGCGGCGGCGGCGAGCACUCCCCGCUCGCGCGUGCUACCGCUGCCGCCAUCCCCAUCUUGGCGGCUCUACGCCGCCCGCCGCGCGAACCCCGACGAUGACGACGACUACUAUGAUGACCGCGGCCGCACCGAUCCGCCCACCGUGGCGCCCGGUCGACCGCCGGUCCGCGGCAAUGCGCCGGCGAGUAGAGCGCGAGGGCGCCCUGGGUCAGGGGCGGGCCGUGGCGUUGGCGGCAGGAACAACGGGGGCGAGUCGUCUCCUACGGCAUCAGCCGGGUACAACAAGACGCCCGUGGGAAUGUACGUCGGCAGUGACACCGUGCCGUGGUACAUCAAGGAGGUUCAGGACAAGGGGCUGGACACUCAGGGAGAGUUUUCUAGGUGGUGGCAGAGCAAUCUAGACCCCGAGGCCAACGCGGCUUCCGUCAAGGGUAUGAAGGUGGCUGAGCUGAAGGCCCAGCUUGCGCGGAUGGAUCUUCCGACUACGGGGCUCAAGGCAGACCUAGCGGAAAGACUUUCGGCGGCGUACCUAAGGUGUUCUCUGUCGGACGAUAACUUCCAGCACGCCCAAGUCACGGACGUCUCGGCUAACGACGAAGAUCUCCCCAACUGCUUCCCCGAGGUUUACGAGAAGGCAACAGAGGCCGAGCUCGAGAAGCUUUGGAGACAGUCUCGCCAGAAGAAGAGGAAAAAAUAGUUAGUCUUAGAAGUGUUAGAUAGAGGAGUUACGGACAGCGGGGAAAGGGGCAAGGAAGUUUGCCUCCAUGUGCUCCGAUACGAGAAGAAACAAACUCACUGUCGAGAUGAGGUGGACGGGAAGAUUGAGAUGCUGGGCGUGAGAUGGGAGGCAAAACGAACAACCGAUUGUCGAG